Messenger RNA from Helobdella robusta, 735 nucleotides. RefSeq lists its product as hypothetical. The record is from RefSeq and is a predicted model, not a curated record. Bases 1 to 735 code for a protein of 244 amino acids. Lineage: Eukaryota; Metazoa; Annelida; Clitellata; Rhynchobdellida; Glossiphoniidae. The transcript has 6 exons.
AUGGACAGAAUGAUGUUCUUUAAGAAACUGUCUACGCCAUUCAAAGUUUGUCUGAUAAUCGUGGUUGAGAUCGUCGAAUCGAAGUUCUUACCAGUCCUGAAUUCGUUCGGUUUGAAGUCAUGCGCGACUGACCUCGGAGAUCUGCAGCAUGUCUAUUCCUAUGACUCCUUACUCAAAUGUCUGUCAGCCUGUACGUCAAUGAAUGACGUUAUCGGAUGCAACUACCAACGAGAUACCAGAGUCUGUCAGAUGUUUAGAAGCAGAGGCAGUGUGGCCAUAAAGCAUGAUGCCUCUGAAAUUUCCUCCAGAUACAUAAACUGUUACAAAGAUGAUCAGACCAUCAGGGAUCUAGUUUAUCGCACCUACAGCUUCUUAAUGACUCCAUCCUUCUGCAGUGAUAACUGUCGCAAUUACGGCAAAACAAUUGCUGGAGUUCAGCCCGCCCGAUCUUCGUGGCUCUGUUGCGGUUGGGCUCAUGUAUGGGAACAACAAACCAGGAAGAGCAGUGAGCGGUUCAAAAAUGAAUGUUACUGUUCGGAUUCUUACGGAUUGUACGGAGUUGGAACGGGAUGUAACAGUCCCUGUGAUGGGAAUCCCAACGAAAUCUGCGGAGGAGCUAACUUCAACAGCGUUUAUACGGUCUGCGACAAAGGAAUGUACGGAUUGAAGUGCGACCUGAGAUGUUCUUGUGGGGCCCAGUGUGUGUGCCAUCGCUUCACUGGUGUGGCCAUUUAA